Glarea lozoyensis ATCC 20868 is the source of this 540-nucleotide messenger RNA. RefSeq lists its product as uncharacterized. The transcript has a single exon. The record is from RefSeq and is a predicted model, not a curated record. Bases 1 to 540 code for a protein of 179 amino acids. Lineage: Eukaryota; Fungi; Ascomycota; Leotiomycetes; Helotiales; Helotiaceae.
AUGGGCUCAGCAGCAAGCAAAGUAGAUGAGCCAACAAUAGAUGAAGCAACUAAGACUGCCCUGGAGGAUAGCAAAAACCUUCCCAGCUAUCUGGUGGUCAUGUACGAGUCGGAAAUGAACAAGCUCCCGCCAUACUCCGUGACAGCUCCGUAUCACCCUAAGGUGGAUAAAAACGACCCCAGAACAUUUUAUCCUGACCAAUACAUCAUCGAGCCAACUGACGACAUGCAUCGCAGAGUGGUGUUUGUCUACGACUUCGAGGAACGGUGCAUUAACCACAAGACUUACUGUGUGAAACCAACAUUAUCCAGAAACAUAAACACGCAUUUCAUUCGGAGGCAUGGAUACGAGGUUUACUUCGAGGAAAGAUGCAGGCUCUGUGAGAAGCAGAUCUUGACGUCUUCGGAAGAUCGUCGAAAGGCAAGGGAAGCUACGGAGAAGUUUAAGGGGGUUCAUAAAGCAAAUAAGAAGAAGAAACGAACACCAAAUAUCACAUCUCGACAUCCCACGGAGGAGGAUCGCGUAGGGCUUCUUGAAUAA